AAAUACAUAUUGAUUGUACAAAAGAGAGAUUGCUGUUGCAACUUACAUUGCCCAAUCGGCGGAGGCGGACGGCGACGGCGUACUAGGUGAAGAAGCUGAGCACUGAACUGAAGAAGGGAACAGCCGAGACCCGAGAGUGCCGCGGAUUGCGGCCGACCGUUCGGCGGGGGCGGUUAGCCGGUGACUGGUUGUGAAAGGCGUGCCAGUGAAAGGGGGCGGUUAGAUUUUUUCUUUUUGUGCUAAAAUGGGUGAGUCUGAUACCCGAAACCUCCGAAACAUAUGCAUAUUAGCACAUGUAGACCAUGGUAAAACAACACUUGCUGACCAUCUAAUUGCCGCCACUGGUGGUGGUUUUCUCCACCCAAAACUAGCGGGUAAACUUAGGUUUAUGGAUUAUCUUGAUGAGGAACAAAGGCGUGCCAUUACAAUGAAGAGCUCUUCCAUUGCUCUUCAUUAUAAACACUAUUCAAUUAACUUGAUUGACUCCCCUGGUCAUAUGGACUUCUGUAGUGAAGUCUCGACCGCUGCCCGUUUGAGUGAUGGUGCCUUGGUUUUGGUUGAUGCUGUUGAGGGUUUUCACAUUCAGACUCACGCUGUCUUGCGUCAGUCUUGGAUUGAGAAGUUGAUGCCAUGUUUAGUGCUUAAUAAGAUUGAUAGGUUGAUUUGUGAGUUGAGGUUGAGUCCAAUGGAAGCUUAUAAUAGGCUGUUGAGAAUUGUUCAUGAGGUUAAUGGGAUUAUGAGUGACAAAGUGGAUUCUAUACUCGCGGGGCCUUCCGAGAAGCUGUGUGAUGAGAAUCUUGAGUUUAUAGAGGAUGAUGAGGAAGAUACAUUUCAACCCCAGAAGGGGAAUGUAGCAUUUGUUUAUGCAUUGGAUGGAUGAGGUUUUACAAUUAGUGAGUUUGCUGAAUUUUAUGCUACAAAGCUUGGAGCUAGUACCGCUGCAUUGCAGAAGGCUUUGUGGGGUCCUUGGUAUUUCAAUCCAAAGACGAAGAUGAUUGUGGAGAAGAAGGGGAUAGGUACAGGGAGUAAAGUGCGGCCUAUGUUUGCACAGUUUGUGCUUGAGCCAUUGUGGCAAGUUUACCAGGCUGCUUUAGAGCCAGAUGGGGAUAAAGCAGUACUUGAGAAAGUGAUUAAAUCGUUUAAUUUGUCUAUACCACCUCGUGAGCUUCAGAGCAAGGAUCCAAAAACUGUGCUUCAAUCAGUUAUGAGCCAUUGGCUUCCAUUGUCAGAUGCAGUCUUGUCAAUGGUAGUGAAGUGUGUGCCAGAUCCAGUUUCUGCUCAAUCUUUUCGUAUUUCACGUUUGCUUCCAAAUAGAGAGAUUUUAGAUUAUGAUGUUGAUAAAAAUGUACUUACGGAGGCAGAUCUUGUGAGGAAGUCAGUUUAGGCCUGUGAUUCAAGCCCUGAAGCGCCAUGUGUUGCUUUUGUUUCCAAGAUGUUUGCUGUCCCAAUAAAAAUGCUGCCUCAACGAGGUUCAAAUGCGAAGAUUUUGGAUAAUUAUUCUGAGAAAGGCUGAAAUGGUGAAUCAGAUGAGUGCUUCCUUGCAUUUGCUAGGAUCUUUAGUGGAGUUCUUUAUUCAGGGCAAAGGGUUUUUGUGCUUUCAGCUUUAUAUGAUCCAUUAAAGGGGGAAUCAGUGCAGAAGCAUAUACAAGAAGCGGAGUUGCAGUCCUUAUAUCUAAUGAUGGGUCAAGGCUUGAAACUAGUGGCUUCUGCCAAGGCAGGGAAUGUUGUGGCUAUCCGAGGCCUUGGUCAGCAUAUAUUGAAGAGCGCAACUCUUUCGUCUGCAAGAAACUGUUGGCCUUUCUCAAGUAUGGUAUAUCAGGUCUCACCAACUUUAAAAGUUGCAAUUGAGCCAACUGAUCCAGCAGAUAUGGGUGCUUUAAUGAGAGGAUUGUGGCUUUUGAAUCGUGCAGAUCCAUUUGUAGAGGUUACUGUUUCAUCUAGAGGGGAAAAUGUGCUUGCUGUUGCAGGAGAGGUUCAUCUAGAAAGAUGCAUAAAGGAUUUGAAGGAGAGGUUUGCUAAGGUAAGCUUGGAAGUCUCUCCACCUCUUGUGUCCUAUAAAGAGACCAUUGAGGGUGAGGGUGAGGGUGAAUCAUGUAAUCCAUUAGAGAAUCUGAAAUUAUUAAGUGGGAGCUCUGAUUAUGUUGAGAAGAUGACUCCAAAUGGCAGAUGUGUUGUUAGAGUGCAAGUCAACAAACUUCCUCUUAAUGUGACUAAGGUGCUUGAUGAGUGUGCUGAUUUGCUUGGUGGUAUUAUUGGAAGGCAAAGCAUCAAAUGCUUGGAAACCCAGAGAUCAAGCAUUGAUGAGGAAGAUAAUCCAAUUGAAGCUUUCAAACAGCACAUAAUGGAUGCAUUGGAGAAUCAUAUUUCCUCUGGGAAUGAGAUUGACAAGGAGCGAGUGGAGAAAUAUAAAGCAAAGUGACAAAAGUUUCUUACAAGGAUUUGGGCAAUUGGUCCAAGGCAUGUUGGUCCUAACAUCCUCUUCACACCAGAUUAUAAAAGAAAGAAUACUGAUUGCUCUGUUCUUAUAAGAGGUUCUGCUCAUGUGUCUGAGAGAUUAGGCUUUGUGGAUAAUGCUAAUGAUAUCAAUAAUGAUGCUGAUUCAGCUGCUGGGACAUUGUUGGAAGUUACUCAAGCUUCAUCAUUGUGCCAAGAAGCACAGAGUCUUCAGAGCAGCAUAGUUUCUGGAUUUCAGCUGGCUACUGCAGCUGGCCCCUUAUGUGAUGAACCAAUGUGGGGAUUGGCAUUUGUUGUUGAGGCUUACAUCUCUCCCUUGGCAGGGCAAGCUGAUGAGCCUGAAUCUUUACAACAAUCUGAGCAGUAUGGCAUCUUCUCUGGGCAGGUUAUGACAGCUGUUAAAGAUGCCUGUAGAGCAGCUAUGUUGCAGAAGAAACGGCUUGUUAAGGCCAUGUAUUUUUGUGAGUUGAACACCCCAACUGAAUAUUUGGGUCCUAUGUAUGCUGUGCUUGCUCGAAGGCGAGCCAGAGUCUUGAAGGAGGAAAUGCAGAAAGGGUCUCCGCUUUUCACUGUUCAUGCUUAUUUGCUCUCUGAAAGUUUUGGUUUCCCUGAUGAGCUUAGGAGAUGGACUUCAGGAGCUGCAAGUGCCCUUCUUGUCCUUAGUCAUUGGGAAGCACUUCCAGAGGAUCCUUUCUUUGUGUCCAAAACAGAAGAGGAAAUUGAAGAGUUUGGAGAUGGUUCUAGUGUGCUGCCCAAUACAGCAAGAUAACUCAUUGAUGCUGUGAGGCGACGGAAGGGCCUCCCUGUGGAAGAAAAAGUAGUGCAGCAUGCAACAAAGCAGAGGACCUUGGGUCGUAAUGUUUAGUAAUUAACCCAGUUUAACUAAACCCAAUUGAGCUUUAUAAGAAUUUGAUGAUAGAAUUAACAUCAGUUUUGUAGUGAAGGGGUUAUAGUGUAUAAAAAAAUAUGUUCUCAGUUUGAUUGAUUUUCAGAUUUUUUUUUUUCUUUUGCCCUUUUCCAAUUCCAUUCAAUAUGCAUCCAGCUCUUCAAUAUUGCUGCUUUCGCGAGAUUAAGCUCUGUACUUGUAAUAUUGU
Pistacia vera is the source of this 3548-nucleotide messenger RNA. RefSeq names its product elongation factor-like GTPase 1. Gene Ontology annotation, molecular function: GTPase activity; ribosome binding; GTP binding. Gene Ontology annotation, biological process: cytosolic ribosome assembly. Lineage: Eukaryota; Viridiplantae; Streptophyta; Magnoliopsida; Sapindales; Anacardiaceae. Gene Ontology annotation, cellular component: ribonucleoprotein complex; cytosol. The record is from RefSeq and is a predicted model, not a curated record.